AUGCCUCCCCGCUCCUUGCAUGACGUCUGCGUCGCGAUGCGACAGCAACUCGAAGUCUUCCUUGCUGACGAACCCAGCUCCCCGCUGUUGCGUCGCGUGCAGGACCAAUUGCGUGUCUCCAUCCGUGUCGUCGACGAGGCAUUGACAAAGUACCGUCCCGAAGAGAUCGCUCUGUCAUAUAACGGCGGCAAGGACUGUCUUGUCCUCCUCAUCGUGAUCCUAGCAUGUCUCGCGCGCCAGCCGUCCCCAUUCUCCAAGAACCCCGCCACAACCAACAACAGUGAUAGCAAUAGUAAUCCAAAUGGCUCCGCCAACCCACCAGCCUUCCCCGAGACCUUCCAGUCGGUCUAUAUCGUUCCCCCGCAUCCGUUUGCUGAAGUCGACGAGUUUGUGGUUUCGUCCGCGGCAGAAUAUCAUCUAGAAGUGGUGAGGUACUCGCUACCAAUGAAAGAGGGACUGGAAUCAUACCUGGCCGACAGACCAAGCAUACGGGCUGUCUUUGUUGGAACACGCAGGACCGAUCCACACGGCGAGAAAUUGACCCAUUUCGACCCGACGGAUGCAGGAUGGCCGGACUUUAUGCGCGUACAUCCAGUGAUUGACUGGCAUUACGCCGAGAUCUGGGCCUUUAUCCGACAUUUGCAGAUUCCCUAUUGUCCUUUAUACGACCAAGGCUAUACCAGCCUCGGUGGAACCCGAGAUACUCACCCAAACCCGCGUCUGAAAAGUAAGGAGCAGAAUAGAGAUGGAUUCCGGCCAGCGUACGAGCUGAUGGAGGACGACGAAGAGCGGCUUGGUCGCGAUAGAUGA
Molecule: messenger RNA, 810 nt
Organism: Talaromyces proteolyticus
Lineage: Eukaryota; Fungi; Ascomycota; Eurotiomycetes; Eurotiales; Trichocomaceae
Product: phosphoadenosine phosphosulfate reductase
Exons: 6
Coding region: 1-810 (269 amino acids)
Biological process (GO): FAD biosynthetic process
Molecular function (GO): FMN adenylyltransferase activity
Source: RefSeq, a predicted model, not a curated record